This is a messenger RNA of Aethalodelphis obliquidens (Pacific white-sided dolphin), 1086 nucleotides long. RefSeq names its product visual system homeobox 2 (gene VSX2). Gene Ontology annotation, cellular component: nucleus. Lineage: Eukaryota; Metazoa; Chordata; Mammalia; Artiodactyla; Delphinidae. Bases 1 to 1086 code for a protein of 361 amino acids. Gene Ontology annotation, molecular function: sequence-specific double-stranded DNA binding; DNA-binding transcription factor activity, RNA polymerase II-specific. The record is from RefSeq and is a predicted model, not a curated record. Gene Ontology annotation, biological process: regulation of transcription by RNA polymerase II. The transcript has 5 exons.
AUGACGGGGAAAGCCGGGGAAGCGCUGAGCAAGCCCAAAGCCGAGACAGUGGCCAAGAGUACCUCGGGGGGUGCCCCGGGCAGGUGCACCGGGUUUGGCAUCCAGGAGAUCCUGGGCUUGAACAAGGAGCCCCCCAGCUCCCACCCGCGGGCUCCCCUCGACGGUCUGGCCCCCGGGCACUUGCUGGCUGCGCGCUCCGUGCUCAGUCCCGCAGGAGUGGGCGGUAUGGGGCUACUGGGGCCCGGGGGGCUCCCCGGUUUCUAUGCACAGCCCACCUUCCUGGAAGUGCUGUCCGACCCGCAGAGCGUCCACUUGCAGCCGCUGGGCAGAGCGUCGGGGCCGCUGGACACCAGCCAGACGGCCAGCUCGGAUUCUGAAGAUGUUUCCUCCAGCGACCGAAAAAUGUCCAAAUCGGCUUUAAAUCAGACCAAGAAACGGAAGAAGCGGCGACACAGGACAAUCUUUACCUCCUACCAGCUAGAGGAGCUGGAGAAGGCAUUCAAUGAGGCCCACUACCCAGACGUCUAUGCCCGGGAGAUGUUGGCUAUGAAAACGGAGCUCCCGGAAGACAGGAUACAGGUCUGGUUCCAGAACCGAAGAGCCAAGUGGAGGAAGCGAGAGAAGUGCUGGGGCCGGAGCAGCGUCAUGGCGGAGUACGGCCUCUACGGGGCCAUGGUGCGCCACUCCAUCCCCCUGCCGGAGUCCAUCCUCAAGUCCGCCAAGGAUGGCAUCAUGGACUCCUGCGCCCCGUGGCUGCUGGGGAUGCACAAAAAGUCGCUGGAGGCGGCAGCUGAGUCGGGGAGGAAGCCCGAGGCGGAGCGUCAGGCCCUGCCCAAGCUCGACAAGAUAGAGCCGGAGGAGCGGGGUCCCGACGCCCCGGCCGCCAUGUCCCAGGAGGAACUGAGGGAGAACAGCAUCGCCGCGCUCCGAGCCAGAGCGCAGGAGCACAGCACCAAAGUGCUGGGGACUGUGUCCGGGCCCGACAGCCUGGCCCGGAACGGCGAGGAGCCGGAGCGGGAGGAGGCCCCGGACGAAGACAGGCCAGCGGAGAAGCUGAGUCCGCCGCAGCGCGAGGACAUGGCGUAG